Messenger RNA from Amphiprion ocellaris (clown anemonefish), 7590 nucleotides. RefSeq names its product oxysterol binding protein 2b (gene osbp2b). NCBI's taxonomy places the organism in Eukaryota, Metazoa, Chordata, Actinopteri, Pomacentridae. Gene Ontology annotation, molecular function: cholesterol binding. Gene Ontology annotation, cellular component: membrane; cytosol; intracellular membrane-bounded organelle. The transcript has 15 exons. The record is from RefSeq and is a predicted model, not a curated record. The coding region runs from base 412 to 2703 and encodes 763 amino acids.
ACAGAGCAGCUCAGCGGCCGCUCCCUGCUCAGACCGCCGCCUCAAACUGUUUGCCACAGUCUCCGUGAAAACCUCUGUCAGUUUACCGACAGGUUUACCACAUCAGAAGGACACCAUGUGAGUAGUUUCCAUUCUACCCAGCGCAGCUCUGUUCUCUGGAUCCUCUGCAGUCUGCAUCAGCAAAGUGUCUUGGCAACAUUUCUCGUCCUUCCUCCCGUGUCCAUUCCAGCGUCAUGUGAACGGGGUUCACGGUGGUUCCUCUCGCCCCCUCACACCGGACCCUCCUCCGUCAAGCACUCAUUCGCCGGUGCCGACGUCCCGCCCUCGCCCCGGCAGUCCCGGUGGGGUAGUGUCCCUGUCUCCGCUGGCCCCGGUUUAUCCUGCACCCUUCGGCGUGCGGCGGAGCGGAGGAUGAGCGAGCAAGGGAAGGGCUCGGCAUCCGCCUCUGCCGCGGCCCCGGCUCCAGGGUCGGAUACUUACAAAGGAUGGCUUUUUAAAUGGACCAACUAUCUGAAAGGCUACCAGCGGAGAUGGUUCGUCCUCAGCAACGGCCUGCUGUCGUAUUACAGGACGCAGGCAGAGAUGGCCCAUACAUGUCGUGGGACAAUAAACUUGGCCACAGCACACAUUGACACUGAAGAUGCCUGCAAUAUUGUCUUGAGCAGCGGUGGCCGCACCUACCAUCUGAAGGCUAGCACAGAAGUGGAGCGGCAGAGAUGGGUCACGGCACUUGAGCUGGCCAAAGCUAAAGCCAUUCGCAUGAUGAACGAUCAGUCUGAUGACUCAGGGGACGAGGAGCCUACAUCGCAGUCGGACCGCAGCGAGAUCCAGGGCACCCUGAAGAUACUUGUCAGCAAGCUCGAUGACCUCAGCACGUGCAAUGACCUGAUCGCCAAGCAUGGGGCGGCCCUGCAGCGUUCCCUGAGUGAACUCGAAGGCCUGAAAGUCCCCGUGGAGGGAGGAGAAAAGAUCAAGGCAGUCAACGAGCGAGCCACCCUCUUCCGCAUCACUUCCAAUGCUAUGAUCAAUGCGUGUCGAGACUUCUUGGACCUAGCUGAGACUCACAGUAGGAGAUGGCAGCGGGCUCUGCAGUAUGAGCGAGAGCAGCGUACCCACCUAGAAGAGACCAUUGAGCAGCUAGCCAAGCAGCAUAACAGCCUGGAGCGAGCGUGGAGAGAAGCACCCACGCUUGUUUCCAGCACACCCAGUGCCCCGACCACCAACAAGGGGAGUGAGAGGUCGCGCAAAGAAGAAGCAAGUGAUGAAGAUGAAGAUACUGAGUACUUUGAUGCCAUGGAGGAUUCCCCUGCAUUCAUCACAGUGACUGCCAGUGAGAACACACAGCACAGACGAUCUCAGAGUAAUUUGAGCGGAGCAAGCGGAGGCCAGCCUAGUGACUGGAACCAGGACGACCAUAUGUCUCCAAGCUGUAAUGAUGUGUCAGGAAAGGAGCUGCAGCCCCGCAGACAGAGGCGAACUCAUAUCCCAGACAAGCCCAACUACUCCCUCAAUUUGUGGAGCAUCAUGAAGAACUGCAUCGGCAAAGAGCUCUCUAAAAUCCCCAUGCCUGUAAACUUCAACGAACCUCUGUCGAUGCUGCAGCGUCUCUCUGAGGACCUGGAGUAUCAUGAGCUCUUAGACAAAGCGGCACGCUGUGAUUCCUCCCUGGAGCAGAUGUGCCUGGUCGCUGCCUUCUCCGUCUCCUCCUACUCCACCACGGUCCACCGGACAGCCAAGCCCUUCAACCCCCUCCUGGGUGAGACCUACGAGCUCGAUCGCCUAGAGGAGUUUGGCUAUCGCUCGCUGUGUGAGCAGGUGAGCCAUCACCCCCCUGCAGCUGCACAUCAUGUGAUUUCCCAAAGAGGCUGGACCUUGUGGCAGGAAAUCACCAUUGCCAGCAAGUUCCGUGGCAAAUACCUCUCUAUUAUGCCUCUGGGUGCCAUUCACUUGCACUUUCAUGCCAGCGGGAACCACUAUGUGUGGAGAAAGGUCACCUCCACCGUGCACAACAUCAUUGUGGGCAAGCUGUGGAUUGACCAGUCGGGGGAUAUUGAGAUUGUGAAUCACAGGACCAAGGAGACCUGCCAACUCAAAUUCUCUCCCUACAGUUAUUUCUCCAGGGAUGUUCCACGCAAGGUGACAGGUGUGGUGGCGGACAGCGGGGGUCAGGCUCACUACAUCCUCUCUGGUACCUGGGAUGAAAAAAUGGAGAGUUCCAAGAUCGUCCAGAGCAGCCGAGGGGGGAGUGGAUCAGAGGGCAAGCAAAAGACUGUCUAUCAGACUCUCUCUCCCAAACUGCUGUGGAAGAAAUACCCUCUCCCAGAAAAUGCUGAGAACAUGUACUACUUCUCAGCACUGGCACUGACCCUGAAUGAGCCGGAAGAAGGAAUCGGACUGACCGACAGCCGUCUGAGGCCAGACCAGAGGCUGAUGGAGGACGGACGAUGGGAUGAAGCAAACUCAGAAAAGCAGAGGCUAGAGGAGAAACAAAGAGCUGUGAGAAGGAGGAGAGAAGCAGAAGCCUCUGACGCUCUGGAUGAAGAGUGUGAUUAUGACUCUGGUAGAGAAUAUGAAGGCUACCAGCCGUUGUGGUUUCACCAGAGGAGGGACUCAAUCACUGGAGAGACAAACUUUGUGUACAAGGGGGGUUACUGGGAGUCGAAGGACAGACAGGACUGGAGCAUGUGUCCUGACAUCUUCUAACCCAGGAACUCAUCUCAGAUCACACCUAACCUCAUCGGACAGGGAACUGCUCGGCCUCUGGUCCUCAGGCGGUGGAGCGUAGCUGGCGUAUGAGCACCAUAUGGACCUCUGUGAGCAUGAGAAUGUGUAUGUUUCACACAAUCUCGGAUUUCACUGUACCUCCAAAUGUACACUCUCACUCUGUUUUCAGUAUGGGGGAAAAGACGGGGCGUUCCCUGAGCAGUCCUAUUUGACGCUAUACUGAAACAGCAGUGAGACACUGUGUGGAUGCGAGAUAAUGGAAUUGUAACACCACACGAUAAAGGCACCUGCACAGUCCUGAUGCUCCGGUGCUCCGUAAAUGCUACCCACAAUGCACUUUUCUCUGUUCACCAUCCCAUUACAGAGUUUUACCAAUUGGAUAGAAACCCAUAUCAGAGCAGCUCAUUAUAUUAUAGACAGACAAAUUCAUACAGAUGCAGAAACGGAACAGUGUCGAAAAGACAUGUUGGUAUUUUAGUGGUUGCACAAAAAGUGUCCUCACCAUCUGUUUUAUUUAGCACGCGUGAGAUUAAUGUAAGCCUGCUAUAAGAAUCUUAAAUUACUUCCCUCUUUUGCUUCAUGGAAAUGAUUUCAAGUGCUCACUAUUUGCCCCUUUUGGUUGCCUAAAAAAAGGCUUAGACCUGAUUGGAGUAUCUAGAAAUGUUUGUCCCCUGGGUCUGUGGAGACCCAAAGUGUUCAAAAUUCAAUAAAUAAAAAAGACAGUAUAAAAACAUAUAAAUAACAACAGACAAAUAUAUGUAGUAUAACCAUGAAAUUGUGAUGUUGUCCAUUUUCAAAUUACCCUGCAUCAAAUUGCAGGCGUUGUAAAACUUUCUUAGUAGAGGACAAACAGGGCCUGUUUUGUGACCAUUUGGCAAUAAAAAGUAUUACAGUAGAAGCUGGUCAUCAGAAAAAAAAACAACAUUGUCAAGUUAAUAGAGGCUGUGAAAAAAAGUGUAUUUUGACUUAAAAACAGCUGGUAUGAAAUGACACUGGUCUUCUGUGUUAUCUGUUAUAAAUUUACGCAACACAAUUUGAUGCUUAUGUAUUUUCCAUAUUGAUUCAUCUAAGGUUUUUAUUUUAAAUAUAUUUUAUUUGAUUUUGAACACUUUAAGUCUCCAUAAUCAACAGCUAGAUAGUUUGAUUGAGAAAAUAAUCUCUUUCUUAUACAUUAGAGGCUGGUUUACCUUAACUAAUGAAUGAUGCAGCAAGGCAGAAAUACUGUCUAUUUUUUAUUUUGUUGUGGAUGUUGGGAUUUCCCUCUAGUUACAUGCAAGUAGUCUGUUCUAUAGCCAGUCUACGUAGAGUCCAAGUAGAGAUAAUGUGACAGUUGAUCCAUUUCAUAUUUUGAAUACGAAUUGCCUCGAUGCUUCAGAGCAUUUCAGUCAUGCAGACAUGCUUCAGACAUUUUCCAUUUGUGAUGCUGAUUAGCAAAAUUCUACAGUAGUAGUUGAUCCUUUAGUUGUAAUACAUCUAGUGCCCUUGCAGUUGUACGUUAAGCUUCGAAACAUUCAUAUCACUCCAGCAGGAAUCUCCAUUGAAGCCCUAAAUAAGCACUUUUCACUGUGGUUGACUAGAGGUUAGUACAUAUCUCUGUGUUGAUGUUGACAAGAUUUCACUCUGUACAUGUACUUUACCUUGUCCUCUGGUGCUCUCCCAUAGCAACACAUGCCGUAUCCUUGGUGACCAUUUUAACCAACAUCAUUCUCAGUGAUCAUACAAAGAACUGAGUCUGCAUCUAAACACUGAGACAUCCAGUAAUUACCACCCAGGAGCACAUUGGUUCCUGUAGUGUGCACCACACGAGUUCCACAGCCUCCAUCAGUCACUAGUUCGUAGCUGAGACGUUUCUAGUGGGUUUACUGUUUCUGAGACUGGAGUGGAUUCUCUGAGGAGCCCAGAGUGGCUCCAGCUGGCAGGAGGUCAGAGGUUUUAGAAGCAGACAGGGCUGGUUCCUGUAGCGCUCCACUGUGCAGUCAGCUGUAGCCACAGAGGAGCGUCCCAGCUGCCGCUCCAGCCUCACCACAGCUCAUUCGCCGUUUGUGGACUUGCUGAUCUGGGAUCAGCUCACACAGAUACCCUGAGUCUUUUGCCUUUAACUGACUGAAUAAGGGAACGAGUCCCCUGACCUGUGCACUACAAGUCUACGGUGACAAGAGUUUUGAAAAACAGUUAGUAUUUUUUUGUAAUUAUUGUUAGGAAUGUAGAAUUCAUGGCUGGAGGUAUUGUAUCUACCAUCUAGUCUAUUUGUGUGAAUAUUUUGUGAUAAAACAAUGAUACUGUAAAAUGAAGAAUAAUUAUACUAAUCUGAGUAUUAAGUUAUCUGUACAGCAGAGUUCCAAACUGAAAAAAGACCGAAUGAGCCUGGAGGAUUUGCUGUCAUUUUAAUUUUUAAUUGUGACUGAUUCUGCAAAGAUGGAAGUUAACCCCGAGGCGCCUGCAAUUUGGCCAAAAACCGUCUUAACACACUAAAAAUUUAUUUUUUAUAGACUCCUUGAUACUAACACGACAGUUCAGUUAUUCCUCUGAUUUUGAGGUCAUGAAGAUGUGAAAAAUUAUCUGUAAAAGAAAUUCCUUCACAUCAAAGUAUUACUUGACACUGAAUAUUGGGCUGAUAAAGGAGAUUUUCAGUGUGAUGACAUGAACUCUUAAAAUGUUUAUCUGUGAGAUUCUUUAUCAGUGAAUUGAUGAUUUGAUAAUGAAAUGAACAAUGAUUGAUUAUUUUUUGCACAAAGACAUGCUUCUUUCAUUUACGUGAAAAAUCUGUGGUGAUCUGUGGUUGUCAUGAGCACAGUUUGAUCGGUCAUUAAAUAUCUUAUCCAAGAUCACUUGCGCUAAAGAAAUGAUUUGCUGCUUUUGAAAAGGAUUUUAUUUUGUCUUUCUGCCAGAGUUCAAUGAGAAGAUGAUUACCUCUCAUGUCUGUGAUGUUAAUAGGAAGCUAGAGACAGCAGCUUAGCUUAGACUGUUUUAGUCCAGAGGUAAACAGUCCAUCCACGAGCAUCUGAAGCUGACUAAUCAACCCAUUAUUUCUUUUGUCUUUGAUAAUUCACUGCUUGUGGACCAGAAAUAAUCUCACACAAGGAUCCCAAUAAAUCUUCCACUUGUGUUUACUUUUAAAAAGUAAAAAAGUUCAUGUGAAUAUAAUAUGUUAAUUACUUAAUUUUAAAGAUGCUUGUACCUUUGGACUGGAAGCCACGAUAUUGAAUUCACAAUAGCGAUAGUGAUAUUGUUGCUAUAAGAAAAUUUGAAAAAAAACUGUGCCAUCAGACAAAGUUAUCCUUUAACUUGCUUUGUUGUGUAUUUUGUCUCUUCUUUGGCAAAGUAAUGACCCUUAAAAUAAGAGUAUAUGUUUUGUUUUUGAUGGAGUAUCAAUCAGAUAGUUACUGGUGCUGGAUUAUCUACAGUAUAUGUAUAUCACCACUACUUUGGACAGAACCAGACUUAAUGUCUCCUACCAUUUAAAGUGUUUUAGUGCUAAUUUAAGCAGCUGCUGACUGUAGCCUUGAACACACAUAUAUGAGGGUGGAAUCAAAUUUGUGGUAAGAAAGUGCAUAAGGACAUUUCCCAAAUUGUCAAGCUAUUCCUUUCAUUUUACUUUUCUGCUUUGGUUCUUUUCUUGUCUAUCUGCAUCACAUAGACUGGGAAUACUUCCGUGAGCAUGUGCAUAAAAACAAGAUUUCCACUGAGGCUGUAUACACUUCUAGUCAUAUCGAGGGUGUAAGGAUGGACACUACUACAGCAGCAAGUUUCAUUUUGGCUAUGUUGAAAAUCAUUAUGCACAGUUGUGAUGUGAAAGAACACAGAUCACUGCUGAAUGGUGGUGAAGAAAUAGUACAAAUGGAAAGUUAAUCUGUGAUUUCCUUUUUCUCGGCGAUCAACUUGAGGUUCACUAGAGAUUUACUUUAAUAUAUUGUGUUUGAGAUGAUUUUAUAUUUGAGAAUACAUAUUAUAUUUUGAAUGAUAAUGGAGAGCUCAUCAUAAUCAAUAUAUUUCCAAAUAACGUGACCUCAGUACUUGAUGGUGACUUGCCUAUUGAAGAUGCCCUUUUAGGGGCUUGUAUAGUAUCGGACAGCUGUAGCAAUAACACAGUGAAGUGUAGAUUUGUUAGUUCGUGGCUGUUGUUGCUUCAAACAGAACAGUUGUCUGUCUCAUGCAGAAAGGGGAAAAAAAAAAACAACCAAAGUGUAAGUGGAGAGUACUGUCGACUAAAAGAAACCUCUUCAUCUGCCUUCCCUGUCUCAGAGGGUUCUAAUGUAAACCCCCGCUCAUUGUGUCUCGUUUCAGCUCACCCAACUCUUGACUCACUGUGGUGUGAUUAUUAGCUUUAAUUUUUAUGCUUUUAUUUUCAGUUCUGAUUUUUUUUUCCUUCUCAUGGGUGCCAUUAUUCUUCUGUUCGUGUUUUCAUACUGUUUGUAUGCAUAAUGAGCUUGAGUUGUGUGCAUAUUUGGCACACAUUUCCUCCUCAUUCGAUUCUGCUCAGUUUUGAGGCAGAAUUAAACUACUGAAGAUAGGGAGGUUUUUCUUGCCUUGUCCAAGCUGAACCCUGCUUCUCCUUGGACUGUGACAUACAGCUUUGUGGUCAGACAAUGGAGAUAUUAGUAAUCUGAACAAUGAUGGAAGUUAAGAGACACAACAGCGGCCUGUUACAAGAAGCAAAGGUGAUCGACCUGCCUUGACUACUAUUCUUACUCCCCAGAUACACACAGGUGUAUUCAGGUGUAACUGCAGAUUCAGCUGAGGUUUUUCUUCUUUUUUUUAAAUUGUGUAUUUUCUCCCUUAAUUUAUACUCGUAUAACAUUGUCUUUAAACAAGAAAGACAUAAUAAUGAAAAAAGAGGAUAAUAAAGUUGUUAUUGUUGACACUGGA